UCCGACUGUGUAUCUCUAACUUCCGCCAUCCCUGCGUUUCACUCCAACCAGGCGGCUACGAGAUGCGUCAUUGCGCUUGCGUGUAGUCGUGACGCCACAGUCUCGCGUGAUGAGACUUGUGGCGUUGGGAUUUCCUGUAAGACAGGCGGCAAGGAGCUUGCAAUCAACAGCUUUGCGGGACGUUUCUGCUGUGACAGUUCAGGAAAGAAACUUACCUUACUAUUCUCAUUUGAAGUUGAACUGCUUCCUGGUAUUGGACCCAAAGUAGGCUGUGCAAAGCAAGAACUGCCUUUUGUACUCUGAAUCAUCCAGCAGAAUCAUUUCAACAGUCUCCCUAGAUAACAACACUGUUUCCAGGAGGAUAUAACCAACUUGGAUCCUAAGUCAGAACACUAGCCCCAUCUUCACUCCAACCUGACGUGGUGUAUGUGCUGUGUGACCCCACUUGUCCGAGCCCAUGAGGGAGUACAAGGUGGUGGUGUUAGGCAGUGGUGGGGUUGGGAAGUCAGCCCUAACUGUCCAGUUUGUUACGGGCACCUUUAUUGAAAAGUAUGAUCCUACAAUUGAGGAUUUUUAUCGCAAAGAAAUUGAGGUGGACUCAUCACCCUCUGUGCUGGAGAUCUUGGACACAGCAGGCACAGAACAGUUUGCUUCUAUGAGGGAUCUUUACAUUAAGAAUGGCCAGGGCUUUAUCUUGGUGUACAGCUUGGUAAAUCAACAGUCAUUCCAGGACAUAAAGCCAAUGCGGGACCAAAUAGUUAGAGUCAAAAGAUAUGAAAAGGUUCCCCUCAUUCUAGUUGGAAACAAAGUGGACCUGGAGUCAGAGAGAGAAGUUAUGUCAGCAGAGGGACGGUCCCUUGCUCAGGAGUGGGGCUGUCCUUUCAUGGAGACUUCUGCCAAAAGCAAGACAAUGGUGGACGAACUGUUUGCUGAAAUUGUGAGGCAAAUGAACUAUGCAUCUUUGCCUGAGAAGCAGGAUCAGUGUUGUACAACUUGCACUGUUCAAUGAGAAAUUUGGAGAACCUCAAACAUGGCCAUAAAGAGCAGAUAACUCAGAGGAAAUUUGCACAGCUACCGCUUUGGAGAACUUAACAGCCCAGGUUGCAGAUCUGAGCCGAAAUUAACCUGUCUGCACAAUAGCACAUUGCCACAAGAGUCAUUGGAAUGCUCAGGGAGUGUGUCCUUAGCAACCACGCCCCUGUAGCGGCUGUGCAUUGCACAUUUACCAUACGUUAAAGAUUCCUCUCUUUCCCUGCAGCAGCUAAAAAGCUUAUCCCUUGUUUUUUUGUUUUUUUUAAAAAUCUUUUAAUUGAUUUGAUUAAUCAGUUUCUGAAACAUGUAUUUAUUAAAUACUUAAACUCAGUAUUACUUACUUAAUGCCUUUUAAAAAGAAAGUUUUAUCAGAGGGUAAAUUGAGCCUUAAUCACAUGGUUAUUCCUAUAUAUUACCUCGCAUCUGCUCUUAAUCCCUUCAGCUCAAAAGAGGCUGGCAGCGUUAUAUUCGGUAUCGCAUUGCCUUUUUCCUCUCUAACUGAAAGGGAGAAUUUGCUGAUUCUCUGCUGAAAGUGGUUGGUAAAUACUUUUGAGAUUUUGUUUACGUUAAAAAUGUGUCAAGUGAAGCUGCUCAGUAUGAACUGGACCUCCUUGAAAACCUCGCCAGUCUGGCCCAUAUUCACUAAGCCAUGGGUUACAGAAAAUCCUGAUCUAAAAAACAACUUGCAGCCUAAGCAAAAGAAUUUGAUGUGUAGAACCACACCUUAGCUAAUAUGACCCAGUUUGGCUCUCUCCACUAGAGGAGGGCUAUUUAACAGAUGGCUUUCCAGCUUUUGCUGGAACCUAACUCACAGCAUCCUCUCAUGGUGGUUGUUGUACAAGAGUAUUUGGCACACCCCCUGAUUCUUUCCCUGUGUUAAUGAAGCGCAGAUGAAUAUUUCCUUAGUGGUUCGGCCUACACAAUAAAUGACACAUGAAAAAUGGCUUAACUAAAAUUUCUUGGUUAGCCAUCUGAUUGUCUUUGAAUUAAGGUAAUCUAUUAUUAUAUAGUUGGGUGGGGUUAUACAGGCCUUGGCUGAUGGUAAGAACACAAAUGUAUAAUGUAUUUCUAUUUUAGAAAAUAUACCCUCUUCUGUCUUAAGCGUGUUUUUCAAAACUGUCUUCAACCUGCUUUACAGUGUUCAUUAUUAGAGUUUUUUUUGUUUUUACUUGUGUAUCUAAAAAGUAAUAUAAUUUGGCAUUUUUCAUUUUUUUUUUAUUUUCCCACCUGUGCACAUAUAAGUCACAUGCAAAUAAAAUGAUUUUAAUUCCCCGCCCCCAGUUUAUGAUAGUUGUGUCCUUUGAUAUACUUGCUAAAAGAAAUUUUGCUUUGUAUGCUUUCAGUUGUGUAUGUGCACCUGCCUGUCCCUGCUUACAGGACAAAUUAGCCAGCCCAUGCUCUUAGCAAGCAGUGACUAGCCAAAUGUGCUUUAAACAGCAAAUGCCUUCCAUGGUCUUUACCAGAUCUGCAAUUUUUAAACAUGACUUUUCUAGAAUGCGUGACGUGCAUUUAACAAAGGUUUGCUCUGUGGUUGCAGGGGUCUGAUGACCUAUUGUAGUGCUCUAAUGUCCAUUGCUCCGGGUUACCCACCCAGUUCAGGGAUAUGUAAGAUUUAUAACAAAAAUGUAAUAUGCCCUCUCCAAUUCUAUAAUUAUGUAUAUAUGAAAUAAACUCUUCCAGGAAACAAAAGGCACCAAAACUCGCUUAUUUUGAGUUAAUAUAAUAGAUGGUUAAAUAUCCAUAACCUUUUGUUGUCUGGGCCCAGAUCAGUUAUUUACCAAAGUUUUAUUGUAGCUGUAUUUCAUCUUGGUGAAAUAGUAAGUUUGACAUCUGGAUAUUGUCAUCUGCAUCUUCUUCCAAACACUAGCUUGUGUUAAGCUGGUCACACACAGGUCUUCUUUAUGUAUUUAUUUUUAAUCAGUCAGAGAAGUGUGUUUGCCCGUGACAGUGGGAUAAUCCAGUCAGAAUUCCGGAUCGGAUGUAUUUUAUUAGAUCAGUCGGGAUUUGAUAUUGCAGGUGACAGAUAAUGCCUCUCUGGUGUCACGGUGUCACAGAUUGAACAAAUAGCAUAGCACCCCCUGUGAAACAUUGGUUCCACUUACUGCAGAAUUACUUUAUCUGUAGGCUUUGGCUUAAUGACCAAAGCAGCUAUAGAUGAGUUUGUUUGUAGGUCUGAUGAAAUUUCCGGUUCUAAGCUUGUGUGGCCAGCUUUAGACCCGAGCUGCACCAUUAUUAAACUGUGCUGUCUGCAAAAAAAAAAAGUUUAUCUGAACUGAUGGCAAAUGCUUGUGCAUAUUUUGACAUUGAUUUUAUAAUGUGCGUUACUUCCAACUUGGUCUUCUGUUUUCCCCCCCACCCUGAGCAGUGCAUUUUUUAUUUACUCCUCUCUUGGAUGCAGGAAGAGUUUACUGCUUUAGUAAUGCACAAGCGUAACUCGGUUACCUAGGCAUUUCUGUGAAAAGGCAUAUAUACGUGCAAGAUAUUUCACAGCAGCUUCCUAAACAUCCCUGAUAAUCAGGUGACUGCUGAGAACUAGACCUGGAAUGUCACACUCAGGAUCAUGGGGUAUGUUAUUCCCAGUAGCUCUUUGACUUACACCUACCUUGCACCCCUACAGUACAUUUAAUAAUGGUGCAGCUUUUUUUUUUUUUUUUGCAUUAAGACUUGCAAUAAGAUUUCCGUUAUUUGAAAACAAAAAAAACAAGCAAUAGACAAUUGCCAAUCACUGCUACUGUACAGCAGAUAACCAGUGUAGGUCUGAAUUAUUAUAUUUCGGUGGACUAGUGUUGAUCUGUGGUAGUAUUUUGAAAUUGUUUACAUUACAGUUUAAGUUGUAACACCUUUUUUAGUGCUAUUGUAAUGUAAAACAACCCUUGCCCUCUUCAUGUUCCUAUUUUGAUUUUCUUAACGUAAACCUUCAUGUAGCCUGCACUUUAAUACCAGAUUUAGUAAAUAUGCUUUUCAAAUUUAGUGUUUUAUUGUUGGAAAUGCAGCACUGUUUUUUUUUUUUUAUUUUAUUUUUUUUUUAUUUCAACACGGGUGUAAAAAUCUUUCAGAGCCAAAAUGGCAUACAGUACAGUGAAUUGCCAACUUGUUUUGUAGGGUCAUUAGAAGAAUACUGUAACAGGAUUUUUCCCCUUGUCCGAAUGACACAAAGAAUUCCAGUGAAAAACUGGCUUGAGGGUUACUUUCUCUUUGUUAGUAGUUUAUUUAAAAAGGGUCAUUCUGUUUUCAAGGCAAAAGUUUGAGGUUUGUUGACUCUGAAAUGCUAGGUCAAAGACUGGCUUUCAUCAAACGUCUAAAAAAACUUUCUUCAGCACAUUGUACAGGAGAUAUGGACCAAAUGUUAACGCCUCCUGACAAAUUUGCAUGUGGUGUUGCUGUUUGAGGCUGAAACAUUAAAUUCAAAUGUAACCUAUUAACUGCAUCGCUAUAGGAGUUCAAGUCGGUUGAAUAAGGAACUGCAAGCAGGCAGUGUCAUGCAUGGACACUACAUAAUGUUUCUUGUGGAUAAGUACAACUGGACCAGAUAAAAAAAGGAUUGACCAUUUGCAGAGCUUUGUGAUUGAAAUUACAGAUUACAACUUUGUCAUUUUGUAAAAACAGCCCCAACAGUUACCCGUUUGUAAAUUUUAUUUUUUUUAUAUAUAAAAAUAAAUCUGUAUUAAUGACUUGA
This is a messenger RNA of Xenopus tropicalis (tropical clawed frog), 4708 nucleotides long. It is a transcript of the gene rap2c, whose product is annotated as RAP2C, member of RAS oncogene family. The record is from RefSeq and is a predicted model, not a curated record. Gene Ontology annotation, biological process: Rap protein signal transduction; signal transduction. The transcript has 4 exons. Gene Ontology annotation, cellular component: endomembrane system; cytoplasmic vesicle membrane; recycling endosome membrane. Gene Ontology annotation, molecular function: G protein activity; GTP binding; GTPase activity. NCBI's taxonomy places the organism in Eukaryota, Metazoa, Chordata, Amphibia, Anura, Pipidae. Bases 458 to 1009 code for a protein of 183 amino acids.